AAAAUACCUAGGGGAAGAGAAGUAACGUUCCAACGUAUUAGUAGCCCAAGGUGUUUGACAUAAGAGUAGUCAAAAGUGGUCCCCUUUAUGUUUUCAGGGAUAGAUGGAUCUUACAUUUUAAGCACAAGGGAAUGCUCAAUUUGAACUGUUCUCACAUAAAUAUUGCUUCGAGGAAAAAUUACAAGCAUCCUCGGCUUAACAACAACGAGAAGUGUCUUCUAUUCAUCAAUUCCCUGAACUUUGGAACCUGUUAUCUGACUUGUCCUGAGCCGAGAAUUAUGUCAGAUUGUUGCAUUUGUACAAUUGAGUGACAGUUGGGGCGAACGAACAACGAAGAAAAUUUCAGAUUGAAUGAGUACUAUGUCCGGUGAUCUUAAAUUUGAUCCCAAAAGUAAUGUCAUAUUAGAUCCGGAGGCUUUGGACGACAAGGAAUCCAUGCCGAACCAACUUGAUAUGAAAGAAUCUGUCGAUUUUGGAAAUGUUCAAGCAGACGAAAACAAAGUGACUGUGGAAAAAUGUUAUUUGUCGAUGCCCGAUGGUUACAAGGUGCAUGCCAGAUAUUGGAAGCCUCCAUUAUCCUAUGGAUUGAAGGCCUUGAUUUUCGUAAGCCAUGGCUUGGGUGAGCAUUUGGAGUGGUACAAUGAGCUGGGAAUGCUAUUGGCAGAGCAUGGAUACUUGGUUUUUGGACACGAUCACCUGGGUCAUGGUUUGAGUGAGGGCUCUCGUGGAUACAUACAGACUUUUGACACAUUGGUCUCCCAUGUCAUGUCUCAUGUGAGCCGGAUCAAAAUGGACAAUCAGGGAGUUCCUUGCUUCAUCUAUGGCCAUUCCAUGGGAGGCAAUGUGGCUUUAAGAGCCAUCCUUCAAAAUGGAGGAUUUUUCCGCGGCAUGGUGCUCGAGGGACCCCUUAUCAAGGUCAAUGACGAGACCAUUACUUUUCCCAAGUUCAUGUUGGCGCAACUCGCAAAUCUCAUUGUCCCUGAGUUCCCUACCGAGCAAAUACCCUUGGAUGCCGUGACUUCAGACUUGGAUACGCAACAGCAAUUGAGAGACGAUCCCUUGAGAUACAAUCAAGGAAUCAAGGUUGGCACUGCGCUGGCCAUGUUGGAAUCUCUGAAGAUCGUCGGGAGUGCCUUGUCGGAGAUUGAUAUUCCGUUCCUAACAAUGCAUGGCAAAUUGGACACGUUGUGUAUGCCACGAGGCUCCGAGGAUCUACACGCCCGUGCCAAGGCCCAAGAUAAGCAAAUCAUUAUGUUUCCCAAUGCCAAACAUCAUCUCAUCUUGGAGAUCGAGGACGUUCGAAAUCAAGCUGUGGCAGAAACUCUCAGCUGGUUGGAACAGAGGUGUAUUUGAAUUUUGAAUCCAAUUGAUUGACUAAGAGUGAGAUGUUGGAUCAUAUGACAGAGAUAAUGUAACAUGGUUUUGGGUUGGAGUCUA
Messenger RNA from Tigriopus californicus, 1437 nucleotides. RefSeq names its product monoglyceride lipase-like. The transcript is spliced from 4 exons. The coding region runs from base 352 to 1353 and encodes 333 amino acids. Gene Ontology annotation, cellular component: membrane. The record is from RefSeq and is a predicted model, not a curated record. Gene Ontology annotation, molecular function: lipase activity. Lineage: Eukaryota; Metazoa; Arthropoda; Copepoda; Harpacticoida; Harpacticidae.